Suillus subalutaceus is the source of this 447-nucleotide messenger RNA. RefSeq lists its product as uncharacterized. The annotation marks the transcript as partial. The transcript has a single exon. The record is from RefSeq and is a predicted model, not a curated record. NCBI's taxonomy places the organism in Eukaryota, Fungi, Basidiomycota, Agaricomycetes, Boletales, Suillaceae.
AUGCCUCCAACAUGGCAGCAAGCUCAUGGUCACCACUUAGCUCAGGCUAAUGAGCCCAUUGCAGAGCCUGAGGCUCCACAAAUUGAAGACAAUGAUGCUCACCCCCUGCUUAUCCCAUUCAAAACGGAACCUGAUUCAAUGGGCCUCUACUGCAUGUAUUGUGCACACCCCACCUUGAUUCCCAAUGGCGGAGGUGCGCUUGACAAUGUUUGUGAUGCUCCCACAUUGGAUGCUGCAGAUAACGCAGCCGAGCAGGCUUCUCAGAGACUCACUGGCGUCCCACUUCCACCACCUGAAAUCAUGUACAAUAACCUAUAUGAUGCCUUCAGUAGUUCAACCACAGGUCUUAUGAUGUUUUGGCAUUUCUCUGGUUCAACUGCCAAGUCAAUGGCCAAAACACACUGUCUUAUGAAAUUCCUGGACAAUGACAAAUAUAAGAGAGAGGAU